Messenger RNA from Abrus precatorius (Indian licorice), 975 nucleotides. Its product is annotated as peroxidase 3-like. The record is from RefSeq and is a predicted model, not a curated record. Gene Ontology annotation, molecular function: heme binding; peroxidase activity. Gene Ontology annotation, biological process: response to oxidative stress; hydrogen peroxide catabolic process. The transcript is spliced from 4 exons. The coding region runs from base 1 to 975 and encodes 324 amino acids. NCBI's taxonomy places the organism in Eukaryota, Viridiplantae, Streptophyta, Magnoliopsida, Fabales, Fabaceae. Gene Ontology annotation, cellular component: plasmodesma; plant-type cell wall.
AUGAAGAUGAGAAUUUUGCUAAUAACUUGUGUGGUAGUUUUGAGUUUCCUUGGGGUUUGUCAAGGAGGCAGCCUCAGGAAGAAGUUCUAUCAGCGUUCUUGCCCACAAGCUGAAUACAUCAUUCAGAAAAAAACCCAACAGCAUGUCAAUGAUGAUCCCAAAUUGCCGGCCAGGUUGCUUAGAUUGCAUUUUCAUGACUGUUUUGUCAGGGGUUGUGAUGGGUCAGUUUUGGUGAACUCCACUGCCAACAACAGUGCAGAGAAGGAUUCAAUUCCCAAUUUAACUUUGGGUGGCUUUGAUGUGAUAGAUGAUAUAAAAGCUGCGGUCGAGGCAAAAUGUCCCAAGACUGUGUCUUGUGCUGACAUUCUCGCAUUGGCAGCUAGGGACGCUGUUUCCGUUCAAUUUGAUAAUAAACCAAUGUGGGAAGUGCUCACUGGUAGAAGAGAUGGCACAGUAUCAAAAAAUAGUGAAGCCUUGGCCAAUAUCCCAGCACCUUUCUUCAACUUCACCCAACUCAAAGCAAGCUUUGCUAGUAAAGGUCUAGUUUUGCACGAUCUGGUUGUAUUAUCAGGAGCACACACAAUUGGAGUAGGGCAUUGCAGCUCUUUCAGUAGCAGGCUUUAUAAUUUCACGGGAAAAGGUGAUCAAGACCCUUCUUUGAAUCCCACUUAUGCUGCAUUCUUGAAGACAAAAUGCAAGAGUCUAAGUGACACAACCACAACGGUAGAAAUGGAUCCUGGAAGCUCUACCAAAUUUGAUAGUGACUAUUAUCCAAACCUUCUUCAGAAGAAGGGUUUGUUUCAAUCAGAUGCUGCUCUUCUAACAAGAGAGGAGGCAGAAGAUAUUGCAAAAGAAUUGGUUGAUGAAGAUAAGUUCUUCACAGAGUUCGCACAGUCGAUGAAGAGAAUGGGAGCCAUUGAGGUCCUCACUGGCUCUCAGGGCCAAAUUCGGACAAAGUGUUCGGUUGUCAACUAA